ACAGAAUUUUACGCUUACUACAAUGACAUUUACAAUGAUUAUACAGUGAUUUAUCCAAUGUUAAUUUUUCUCCACUUCUCUCUACUAUUCUCCUUUUGUUUUCAUAUGGUAGACAAUGUGGACAAAGAUCAUUUGAUUUAAAUUUUGAUAAGGUGAUAAGAAACAAUUUAUUUCUCCACGAUAACGUAUACUAUUUUUAGAUAUUUACAGGUUAUUUUUAUUGUUGUCACAUUGAUCACACUUUACUAAAAACAUUUUAAAUAUGAUAAAUAUUCCACUGUUGGGAACGGUAAAAUUGUUUAUUAAUGAUGUUUUUAAAGAAAAAGAACCAUGGCAAAUUGUAACGAUAACUACAACCACUUUACUUACAUCUAUUUGGCUCUGGGAUGUGAUUUUUCAAGAUGAAAGUCUCGUGGAAAGAGCAAAGAAAAAGGGACUUAAAUUAGCUCGUUAUAUACCAUCUGUUCGUGAGAAAAUUGACAGAGAAUUAAAUAAAGUAGGAACAGAUUUUCAAAAAGAUGCUGUUGAUAGAGUAAAAGAUGUGCCAUAUAUUGUUAAUCUUCCAACAAAAGGUUUAAGUUCAGAAGAUAUUUUAAAAUUAGUUGAACAACACAUUCAAUUAGGUGAUUAUGAUUGGGAACGUGGUAAAGUAUCGGGAACUGUUUAUAAAAGUGAUAAAAAUCUCACUCAAUUAAUGGGUAAUAUUUAUCGAAUUGCUUCCUAUACAAAUCCACUUCAUCCUGAUGUUUUUCCCGGUGUUUGUAAAAUGGAAGCCGAAGUAGUGAGAAUUGCUUGUAAUUUAUUCAAUGGAGAUGAAGCCUCUUGUGGAACUAUGACAACAGGUGGUACGGAAUCAAUUCUAUUAGCGUGCAAGGCUUAUAGAGAUUAUGCGAAAGAGGUGAAGGGAAUCAAGAAACCUGAAAUGGUUAUCCCCACAACUGCUCAUUCAGCAUUCGAUAAGGCUGCACAAUUUUUAAAAAUAAAAGUUCGCCUCGUACCGGUAAAUUCAAAAAGUUUCACUUGCAGUAUCGAUGCUAUGCAAAGAGCAAUUACAAAAAAUACUAUUAUGCUCGUUGGAUCUGCUCCGAAUUUUCCUUACGGUACAAUGGACAAUAUCGAAUCAAUUACAAAUCUUGGCGUUCGUUAUAAUAUUCCAGUUCACGUUGAUGCUUGCUUGGGAGGAUUUUUAAUUUGUUUUAUGGAGAAAGUCGGUUAUAAUUUGCCGUUAUUUGAUUUUAGACUACCGGGAGUGACGAGUAUUUCCGCUGACACACAUAAGUAUGGAUAUGCACCGAAAGGUUCAUCGGUAAUUCUCUAUCGUGAUAAGAAAUAUAGAAAUCAUCAAUACACAGUGUCAACAGAUUGGCCGGGUGGAAUUUAUGGAUCGCCAACAGUAAAUGGUUCACGUGCUGGUGGAAUUAUAGCAUCCUGUUGGGCAUCAAUGAUGUAUUUUGGAAACAAUGGUUAUCUGGAGGCGACGAGAAAAAUUAUCGACACUACCAAAUAUAUUGAAAGAGAAUUGAGAAAAAUGGAAGGUAUUUGCAUUUUUGGCACACCUGCGACUUCUGUAGUUGCCAUUGGCUCAAAAGAUUUUCAUAUUUAUCGACUUGGCGAAUUACUUAGGGCUAAGGGUUGGAAUUUAAAUUCCCUUCAAUUUCCAAGUGGUAUUCAUUUAUGUGUGACGCACGUGCACACUGAGAAAGGAGUUGCUGAUCAAUUUUUAGACGAUGUCCAAAGUGCUCUUGAUAUUACAAUGAAAAAUCCGAAAGUUCCUGUUCGGGGUCAGUUCGCCUUGUAUGGUAUGAGUCAAGAAAUUGCUGACAGAAGCAUUGUUGGUGAUAUCACGAGGAAUUACCUCGAUUCUCUUUACUACACUCCAAAGUGAGAAUGAAAAUUUAUCAGAAUUGUGAUUCAAUAUUCUGUCUAUUGUUGACGUCAGAAGAAUUUACAUCGUUCCACUGUCUUCCAAAAUAAGAGAAAUAUUCAUAUGUACGUACAGUGAAAUUUUAUAUAAUAAUUUUCUUUUAAAUUACAAAUUACAUCAAAAUAUUACUUGGAAGAAAUAUAAAUUUUCAACUUUA
Messenger RNA from Leptopilina boulardi, 2081 nucleotides. RefSeq names its product sphingosine-1-phosphate lyase (gene Sply). Lineage: Eukaryota; Metazoa; Arthropoda; Insecta; Hymenoptera; Figitidae. The record is from RefSeq and is a predicted model, not a curated record. Gene Ontology annotation, cellular component: endoplasmic reticulum. Gene Ontology annotation, biological process: carboxylic acid metabolic process; sphingolipid catabolic process. The transcript has 9 exons. Gene Ontology annotation, molecular function: sphinganine-1-phosphate aldolase activity; pyridoxal phosphate binding. The coding region runs from base 263 to 1885 and encodes 540 amino acids.